This is a messenger RNA of Talaromyces rugulosus, 3636 nucleotides long. RefSeq lists its product as uncharacterized. The coding region runs from base 1 to 3636 and encodes 1211 amino acids. The record is from RefSeq and is a predicted model, not a curated record. Lineage: Eukaryota; Fungi; Ascomycota; Eurotiomycetes; Eurotiales; Trichocomaceae. The transcript is spliced from 2 exons.
AUGCUUGACCCGCUGUCUGCCCUUGGAUUAGCCAGCAACGUCAUUCAGUUGGUCGAGUUUGCGGCCCGACUUGUGAAGAAAGGGACCGAAAUUCACCUUCGGGGAGAGACUGUUGACAACGCAAAACUGCAGGAUGUGACUGUCAAUCUAGUCUGCCAGAGCAAGAACAUAACUGCAUCAGUAGGCCGUGCCGGUUUACCAAAUACGCCGAGAAGCCAAGAAGAGCAGAUAUUACUAGACACAUCCCGAAACUGUGCCAUCGCGGCCAACGAACUCGUCGAUUGUCUGGAAAAUCUUAAAAGAAAACAUGGGAGGAACGCUGUAUGGAGAAGCUUUCGACAGGCGAUCAAGACAGAAUGGAGCAAGGAGACCAUCAGUGCCAUGGCCGCUAAAUUGGAUACCUACCGGAGCGACCUGACUCUUCAUACUCUGUUCUUCCUCAAUACAAAAGUCGGCCAGCAGAUUGACAGCCAGGAAAAACGAUUCAAUCAACUGGAGAGGAAAGGCAAUGAAAUAAUUGAAGCGAUUCUCAUUAGCAACGAAACAAGCACCCACGACUCUGAUGCUGGGGAUAUAUCUCAGAACAAAAUUCAGGAACAAUUUCAAGAUGCUAUAGCAGCAAUAUUCACCCAUCGUGAUGGGCUAAUCACAACGAUGUCGCCGCCAUUUUCGUCUAGUGUACCGCUCAGCGGCAUCGUCAAUCCAAACCCCGCAAAAAAGGGUGUGAUGACGCUACAAAACCGCGGUUCUAGCAAUGAAUCGCAAGAUGCUCGAGUCACAUUUGGCAACUUUGCUUCAAUUCAGCAAAGGGUGCUUAGACUACUCUUAUUCAGACAAAUAAGAGAUCGAAUGGACGAAGUUGCACCUGCCCAUAAAGCGACUUUUAAGUGGAUUUUUGAGGAUCCAAAGCCUUCGCAACGGCCUUGGGAAAACUUUCUAGGUUGGCUUCAAAACGGAAGUCAUUGCUACUGGGUCAAUGGAAAAGCCGGGUCGGGAAAGUCUACGCUGAUGAAGUAUAUAUACGAUAGCCCCCAGACCCGGCAGGCCCUGCAGCAGUGGGCCGGUGGUACUAGACUGAUUUUCUCGUCCUUUUUCUCAUGGAAUAUUGGGUCAACUUUGCAGAAAAGUCAAGUAGGACUUUUGCGUUCCCUCCUCCAUGACAUACUUCAGCAGGUUCCUGACUUGAUACCUGGAGUCCUCCCGAGGCUCUGUAGGGCUGCCUCUCAGGGGGAGGAUUUUCAGCCGACACUGGCCGAAUUGAAAAGUGGCUUUGAAAAAUUGGCAACCCAAACUAUAACGCCGUUAAAGAUAUGCAUAUUAAUCGACGGGAUUGAUGAAUUCGAUGGCGACCAUGCAGAGAUCUCCGAAUUCAUAUUCUCCACAACUUCCCCAAAUUUUCGUGCAAUUGUCUCAAGCCGACCGAUCCCCGAAUGCGUUGAUGCUUUUGGAGAAUGCCCAAGUCUUCGUCUACAGGAUUUAACUUACGGCGAUAUCAGGUCUUACACCAACGAGAGAGUACUCUCCCACCGCAGAUGGAAAGAGUUGAUGGAAGAAGAAGGUGUCCAAGCCAUCCAGCUGUUAGACGAUAUUGUCAACAAAGCCGAAGGUGUCUUUUUGUGGGUUAUUCUUGUCAUAGCCUCAUUAUUAGAAGGCCUCCGCAAUUACGACCGAGUGUCUGAUUUACGACGACGUCUCGAUGUCCUGCCAUCGGAUCUGGAAAAUCUAUAUAGCCACAUGCUCAACAAGCUCCAGCCACUUUACCGUCGCCAGGGUUCACAGCUCCUGCAGAUUGUCCAGAAGCAUAUUGAAAUAGAGCCGGAUCAGCUUCUCAGCCCUUUACAGCUUUCCUUUGCUGAUGAGGAAGACCCUGAUUAUGCCCUGCGUCAAGAGCUAGAGCCCUUGUCGGCGAAUCAAAAGCUAGCGAGAUGCAGGGCUAUAGAAGGACGGGUACGAAGUCGUUGUUGUGGCCUGGUAGAAAUCUGGCAGGACUGGUCAAUACCUGACAGCAGUACUCGAAUAACAAACGCCCGAGUUAGCUUUCUACAUCGAACGGUGGUAGAUUUUCUGCGAAAAUCGCAUGUCAGCAAAGAAGUGAUUCAGUCCAUGGUCGAUAAGGACUUUGAUCCAAGUAUUUCUUUGGCAAAGUGCUUUCUGGCGGAUAUUAAAGCAGGCGAAAACAUCAAAUCGAUGGAUUUCAUCAGAGGAAACUCCUGGAAUAGUAUGCAGCGUUGCUUGAAUUGCUGUCGGUUUACGACACCGUCUACUUCGGAGCAAUUAAUGCACAUCGUGGAUGAUUUGGACAAAACCAUGAGUCGACGAUGGAAAUCAAUUGAUCGCUGGGAGGAGAGUUUCGCCGAACCAGAUCACACUACUGUUAUCGUAACACAGAAGUUCGACUGGUCGCUCUCUGAACUGCGCCAGACCUAUCGACUGGGAAAUUUCGACGAAUUUUCGGAUUUGCAGGCAUCGAUACUUGUGCUAGCUGCUACGAUGGGUCUGACUGAUUAUGUUCGUUACAAAUGCAGCAGCGAGGAAUUUUCUACCGACAGUUCUCAGCUCCAGCAAGCCAUGCUUGCUGUGGUAUAUAGUGCUUGUCGUGUUAUCGAGAUUGAAUCCGACUUGCUCAGCCAGCAGUACUCAAAUAUCGCUAGCAUUGAAAAACGGGGCACUAUGGAAAGCUAUUUUGGUGUUAUUCAGAGUCUCCUAGAUGCAGGAGCAAGCCCUGACAAGCCAGUCGGGCGAAAGGGCUCUACGCCGUGGAUGCUAGCCCUCCAGGAGACGGAACAAAUGGCAUUUAACUGUGAAAUUUUGGCUUGGGCUGAUAUCCUUCGUUUAUUCCUGGUAUCAGGCGCCGAUCCACACGGCAGUGCAAUAGAGAAGACACCACGAUUAAUCCGAUACCGCAGCGCUUUGGGGGUCAUGGUCACCAAAAUUAAGGACUGCCACAGCUCAAAAAUACCUCCUCAUCUAAGAUCAUAUGCAGCCCAAUUUUGUGAUAAAUUGGUCGAGAUCAAAACUAUGCUAGCCGAAAAGGGCGCCGAACAACACGAUUGGGCUGAAAUUCCUGAUCACAUCCGGCCAGAAAGAGACGGUACACCGGCUCCGUGGUCAAGCAAGUCUACUCGAUUAAACGAAAUAUUCAACCCUUCUGCUGAAAGAACAAGGAGGAGGGAGUCUCCUAAACGCACGCGUCGAAACAGGGCCCCUGGAAAUAUAAAUGAAUACCCCCCUGUUAGCUAUAAUCGACAUUCGGGUCUUGAAAAUCCCCCCAUGGGCCAUAGUCGCCGACACUCGGGCCUUGAAGAGAACCGUGGCCGUCGUGGUCGGUCACCCAGAGUUGACAGAUCACCAAGGCCUCGCCAAUCAUCAAGAUCCGAUGAAUUGAAUCUGCGGUCUCAUUCCAGACCUAGCCUUGACGAUGAAGAAAGCCCACUCCAAGUGGAACCUGCCACGGUUACGCUUCCAAACUCGGAUUUCAGUAGCGGAUUCGACUUCGAAUUUGACAAUCCCGCUCUUAUCAAGCCAGAUAGUGGCAAUAUUGACAAAGAAUAUGUGCACACUGUUCAACGCCGUCGGCAUAGAUGGCUAUCAUGGUUGGGCUUACGCUCCAAGUCGGCGAGUGUUAAUUUCCGAUGA